Messenger RNA from Hemibagrus wyckioides, 3647 nucleotides. RefSeq names its product family with sequence similarity 171 member B (gene fam171b). The transcript has 8 exons. The coding region runs from base 181 to 2490 and encodes 769 amino acids. NCBI's taxonomy places the organism in Eukaryota, Metazoa, Chordata, Actinopteri, Siluriformes, Bagridae. The record is from RefSeq and is a predicted model, not a curated record.
UGACGCGUUGCCUCCCCGCAUCCUCCGUGCGCCUUGACCGUGAUGUUCAACACCACGACGUGACCGGGGAAGGGGAGGGUGGAGAAAAAGAAGAAGAAGAAGAAAAACAAACAAACAAAAGAAUACACAACAAGAGAAAGGAAACGUGGCGCUGGAGGAAUCAGUGAUGUCUCUCUCGCCAUGCCGCAUCCCGCCGCGUACCUGCUGCUGCUGCCGCUGCUGCUCACCGUCGCGCUCGCGCUCACCGAGGCCGCGGAGCUGAGGGGUCUCGAGCACAAUGCGGAGACGCCUUCGCGCAAAGGACGUCGGGAGGAGACGGCGACCGCGCCUGCGGAGCCGUUCGCAUCUCUGACGCUGAAGGUGUGGGUGAAGGAUGCAUCCAGUCAGCGGUACCUGAGUGGCGCCGCUGUCCGGGUGUUUGUCAAUGGAUCUCUGCUACAGUCUAGCCAAACUGAGGAAAAUGGAGAAGUGCUUCUGACCGUACCCUACCAACUGGGGGUCACCCUCACUCUGGUGGCCAGCAUGGAGGCCUACAUGCCCACUCAGCUGCCCUGGAAGACCACCAAGAUGCCCAUAUUUUCUGCUGUUACGAUGUCCCUGGUCCCACAAACCCAAGGCAACAUCUGGCUCUUUGAAGAUACUGUAUUGAUAACUCGAAAAACAUCUGACGUGUCAUCACAACCCAUUGUCCAGUUCCCCAAGAGCCUCUUCUUGCUCCCAGAGAACACUACUAUCUCCGCAGUGACUGCGUACCUGACAGUUCCAGCUCCGCCUCCAGAGAAAGAUGGUCAUUUCUGUAGCAUGGGGGUCUUCAACAGCAAAGGAGGAUACAGGAGCAUGAAAUUGAGCCCUGUGGCAGUGCUGAGUGCUCAACUGCUCUCCAAUGGGAAAGAGAUUGACAUCAAAGGGCCAAUCCAGCUCACCGUACCUUUACCAUACCACAGCCAUCUCCGAGCCUCCGACUCCCUGCCUGCCUGGAGCUUUGACAUGACCACAGGUACGUGGGUGAACAAAGGUAUCGGCUCUGUUCGGAUGGAGAGAAAUGGUCUGGUCUGGACCUAUGUGGCUCCUCACCUUGGAAACUGGAUUGCAGCACCAUCUCCAACAUCUAAUGGCUACACAGGACAUGCAACUUCGAUGGAAUUCAUCUCAUACCAUACAUACCUUCUUAUGGGCAUCUUGGGUGGGACUCUUGUGAUCAUCAUUGGAUUUUUAUCUGUGAUUUUAUGUCACUGCAGAGAGUUGAGCCAUGAGACUGAAAGAAAACGAUGGAUCUCCACUAGACUGUCAAUCAUCAAGAAAGACCAAACCACUUCUACCAGCUCAGAUGAAGUCCAUGAGCCCUUGUACAAUAAUGGAGACCAUAACGGAGAUAGGUCUUACUCAGUGGCUGCGAGAGGUGCAGGCGUAUCAGCGUCUCCGCGACAUCAAACCAACUAUAACAUCUACGUCGAUAACGUCUGCCGACCAGCGGGGAACCUGUACGAGAACAUUGGAACUGCAGGCCUAGAGAACCUCAGAGUUACUGUACCAAACUUGUAUGUUAACAGCGAUGAAGUAGCAAAGCUUAGAGAGAUGUCUGACAAGGGCACCCCUUGGCAAGCUCCUGGAGAAAAUUCAACAUAUCGAGAUAAGCUGUUCCACAUCUAUAACCAGCCUGUGGCCAUUGUCCAAGCUCCGGAGCAUUUCCCUGCCCCGGGACAGACCGAGUCCACUGGAAGCCGGUGCGCCACCUUUCCCCGGAACGGCAUGGAGCACGGAGCACAGACUGAGCGAAACCUGAAAGACAGUUUCACUCAGACACUGCCAAAAGUCCCACAACAAGACAACAAUGUGCAGCCUGCGCUAGAAGGCCCACAGAACUCCACUGCCAACCCAGGAAUCUGGGGCCGCUAUAGCCACUUGCUCGAGUCCGUCUCUGUCCCGGGAACCCUGAACGAGGCGGCUGGAAUGGGUACUUUCCAUGGUGAGCUACAAGGAAUAUCUGAGCAGACCCUGCUGGAGCUUUCCAAAGUCAAGCCUUCUCCUCUGCCUCCUCGGGCAUGGUUUGUAUCUUUGGAUGGUAAACCAGCGGCCCAGGUACGCCAUUCCGUAAUCGAACUCCAAGGAAGGCACCGGCCAGGAAGCAGCAAUGACACCAGCCUGGACUCUGGGGUGGAUAUGAACGAGCUUCAGCAGUUGGUACGAAAGAGCGAUCAGGAAGGACCUUCGAUCACCAACAUGCCCAAAGUAGCAAGGGGCCGUGGCCACGAGGAACAAGACUUGAGCAGCAGCGAAAUCGGAAGUCCUGAAGACACAUCUCUGAGGAACACACUGGAGGGCAGCAGUGCAGCUAUCCCAAACAUCCCAGAGGAUCAAGAUGCUGGUGACACAUCCAGCGAGUCCAGAUCCACUCCACCACCCAGGAGACUACGCAAGGUACGGGAUAAGAGGCCUGAUAAGAAAGCAACUCGACAUGUGAGGGAGGAAAGAGCGCAAACAAAACGUUAGGUGUGUGCCUAAUAUAGUGUGUGUGCUCUGCUUUGGUGACGGCCAGAUAUUCCUGGUUUUCAUCAACCUGCCUUAUUGUACUUUUCGGGAGAGAUGCCACACAAGGAUGACCUGUCUAAACCAUUGGAGUAUAGCUUUCUUAAAGUGAAUUUCUGUGGUGUUUGCAAGUUUUCUGCAUCCAGCUAACUGCCCAUCCAUGACACCAAUUCAUUGUUCCUACACCACAGCUUCACAUCUCACAGUCAGUGUCGUGUUUGUACAAAGUCUUAUGUUUACAAGAGUGCAUUGCAAUACCAUGUAUUCAGUUCCAUUUUUUUUCCACUGUGAGCACAAUGCCUGUAUGUACAAAGCUAUUUUUAGACUGAUAACAAGUAUGAAUACUCAAGGGAAUGUUUGGAACGGGAUGAUCGCUUCCUUUUUAUUGUAAAUUCAGGUGUAGAUAUGAGAAGUUAGCAAGAACUGCCACCAGAGUGCCAAUAAUAAUGAUAAUAACAAAAUCCUGUAAAAAUUUGUCAUCUGGAAUUCUGAGAUAGGAAAAAGGAAUGUCAAGUAUAUAACCUGUACAUGAUCUUUUUUUCUGGCAUUCGGGAAAAAAAUAAGAACUAAUCUGAUUUAAAAAGGCCUUUUUUUGCCUCGCACUUAAAGUUUGUUGUUUAAAUUCCUCAUAUGUGCAUGCUGUAUUUAAUUUAGGUUUUGUGUUAGAGAAUGUAGCAACAAACAGCAGAAUUUUGCCCCUAGGUUUUGUUUUACCAAAGCUUUAGCCCCAAACACAUCACCAUGAUAUUAUUUAACAGCUGUCAAUCAUGAUUGUUUGUGCAUAAAUGUUUUGGUGGACGAUAUCAUUUACUGACCAACAGACUGCUUAAUUUUACAUUUUUCAACAAACAGGAAGCUUGUUGCCAUGUAGCAGAGGAACAUGAUCUGGGGUUUGGCAGGCAAAUCGAUUUUGGUAUAAUGCUGAUAAAAAUAGUUCUGCAUGACUGAAAAUAAUUUUCUGUUCUUUUGUAGAUAGCGUCUAGUCGAUUUUCACGUUGUACUGUGUGUCAUUUAUGUAAAUUACUGACCACUUCAAAUGGGGAAGUUCUCUCAUUUCUUCAAUGCUUUGCUGACCAGUUUGUGAUUUGCAGUUUUUGUGCACAUCAAUAAAGGAACUAGCC